This is a messenger RNA of Carassius auratus (goldfish), 4311 nucleotides long. RefSeq names its product programmed cell death 6 interacting protein (gene pdcd6ip). The transcript is spliced from 18 exons. Gene Ontology annotation, molecular function: protein binding. The coding region runs from base 93 to 2705 and encodes 870 amino acids. Gene Ontology annotation, cellular component: endosome. Lineage: Eukaryota; Metazoa; Chordata; Actinopteri; Cypriniformes; Cyprinidae. The record is from RefSeq and is a predicted model, not a curated record. Gene Ontology annotation, biological process: mitotic cytokinesis.
CUCCGGAGAAGCAGGAAGUGCUCUGCCUUUGUUUUUGUCCGUCUGCAGUGUUUUCUCAUUCUCCACUGCAACUGUGUUUCACGCUGGCCCAAAUGGCGACGUUUAUUUCUGUCCCGUUGAAGAAGUCCUCUGAGGUCGACUUAGUGAAACCGCUGUCGAAAUUUGUAACGUCCACGUAUCCUCCCGGUGAGGAGCAGACGGAGUAUCUCCGGGCCGUGGAGGAGCUCAAUAAGCUGCGUAAAAGUGCUCUCGGCAGGCCGCUGGACAAACACGAGAGCUCGCUGGAGAUCCUGCUGCGAUAUUAUGAUCAGCUCUGUGCAAUUGAAUCCAAAUUUCCAUUUACAGAGUUAUGUCUGACAUUUACAUGGAAAGAUGCUUUUGAUAAAGGAUCUCUUUUUGGAGGCUCAGUCAAGCUUGCAUUGGCGAGUGUGGGCUAUGAGAAGACAUGCGUGUUGUUUAAUGUGGGCGCGCUGGCCAGUCAGAUUGCUUCUGAGCAGAAUCUCGACAAUGACGAGGGACUGAAGACCGCCGCCAAGUUCUACCAGCUGGCGAGUGGUGCAUUUGCUCAUAUAAAGGAUACAGUGCUCUCUGCACUGAAUAGAGAGCCCACCAUGGACAUAUCCCCCGAGACGGUGGGCACGCUCAGUCAGAUCAUGCUCAGCCAGGCACAGGAGGUCUUCGUUCUCAAAGCCACUGCUGAUAAGAUGAAGGACGCCAUUGUCGCUAAACUUGCCAAUCAGGCGGCAGAUUACUACGGCGAUGCUUUCAAGCAAUGUCAAUACAAAGAGAAUUUGCCUAAGUAUUUUUAUUUCCAGGAAGUGCUUCCUGUCCUCGCUGCCAAGCACUGUAUGAUGCAGGCCACCGCAGAGCUGCACCAGUCAGCCUUGGCCAAUCAGAAGAAAAAAUUUGGAGAGGAGAUCGCUCGACUGCAGCACGCCACAGAGCUGGUGAAGACCGUGGCUUCUCGAUACGAUGAGUAUGUUAAUAUAAAGGACCUCUCAGAUAAGAUCAGUCGUGCCCUCACAGCUGCUAAGAAAGACAAUGACUUCAUUUACCAUGACCGUGUGCCAGAGGUCAAAGACCUGGAGCCCAUUGGCAAAGCAUCUUUGGUCAAAACAGCUGCUAUUCAGACACCACUGAGCCAGAAGUUCACAGAUCUGUUUGAGAAGAUGGUGCCGAUGGCAGUGCAGCAGUCAGUGAGUGCAGCCAAUUCCAGGAAGUCUGACACCGUCAACAGACUGAUUGGCAGCAUGAGGGAAGCAACGAAUCUCUGCAACGGGGUGUUGGCGUCUCUGAACCUGCCGGCAGCAUUAGAAGAUCUGUCAGGAGAUGCAGUCCCUCAGUCCAUCCUUGAAAAGAGUCGUGCUGUUGUUCAGCAGGGCGGCCUACAGAGCAUCGAACAGCUUAUUAAAGAUCUCCCUGAACUACUGCAGAGGAACCGUGAGAUCCUGGAUGAGUCCUUGAAGAUGUUAGAUGAUGAGGAAACAACAGACAAUGAACUCCGAGGCAAAUUCAAUCAGCGCUGGAACAGAACUCCCUCUGGAGAUCUGUAUAAAUCACUCAGAGCAGAGGGAAAUAAUUUCCGAAAUAUACUGGACAAGGCGGUGCAGGCUGAUCAGGUGGUGAGAGAGCGUUACAAUUCACAUUGUGAGAUGAUUGCUUUGCUCUGCAAGCCAGAGAAUGAGCUCAGUGCUGCCAUACCGUCUGCCAACCCUGCCAAGACUCUGCAGGGCAGUGAGGUGGUAAACGUGCUGAGAGCUCAGCUGGCACAGCUGGAUGAGGUGAAGAGGGAACGGGAAGUUCUGGAGGGAGAGGUGAAGUCGGUGACUUUUGAUAUGACCGCAACGUUCCUUACCGCACUGGCUCAAGAUGGUGCCAUCAACGAAGAGGCUCUGACCGCCAGUGAGCUGGAGACACGUUACGGCUCUCAUACACAACGUGUUCAGCAGAAUUUACGCAGACAGGAAGAACUGUUAUCACAGAUACAGGUGUCUCACCAGGAGUUUUCAGCACUCAAGCAAUCCAACUCUGAGGCUAAUAACAGGGAGGAGGUCUUGAAGAAGCUCGCCUCAGCCCACGAUAGCUACAUAGAGAUCAGCUCCAAUAUCAAAGAGGGCACUAAAUUCUACAAUGAUCUGACAGAAAUCCUGUUAAAGUUUCAAAAUAAGUGUAGCGACAUUGUCUUCGCUCGUAAAACCGAGAGGGAUGAACUUCUCAAGGAGCUGCAGCAGAGCAUUGCUCGUGAGCCGAGCGCUCCUUCAUUCAACGUCCCAUCAUACCAGUCCAACACUCCUGCUCCUGCCUCAGGAGGCCCGACCCCUGUGCCCAGGACUGUGUUUACCCAGCAGCAGCCUCAGGCUAAACCCCAGCCGCCAGCGAGACCACCACCCCCUAACGUCCCUCCUCAGGCGGCCAGUGCUUCUGCUCAAAUCAGUACACCAAUGGCUCCUAGCGGCACUAAUCCUCCACCUGUUGCACCACCCUCACAGGCUCAAGGACCACCCUACCCCACUUAUCAAGGCUACCCAGGGUAUUACCAGAUGCCGAUGGCCUAUAACCCCUAUGCAUACGGGCAGUAUAAUAUGCAAUACAUGCCCUAUCAAGCCCAGGGGCAGGCUGGAUACCCAGGAGCCCCUCCUGCACAGCAGUCCUACCCCUAUCCUCAACAACCGCCACAGCAACAGCCCUAUUACCCUCAACAGUAGAGCGCACCUCUCACUCCUACAGCCACACUCAUUCCUGUAAACUAGCACUCCUUUUACUACAGUUAACUAUUAACACUUCUGCACUCACACUCGCUCUCCACUUAACAUCUGGUUUAUCUGGGCAGGGUUUAGAAUGCAGGCCCCUCCCCCUCUUUGUGGGUAGAUUUUAGGCCAAGGGUUACAAAGCAGGUGUGCUUGUCUCGUCGAGGGAAGAUCUGAUCUGAUCUAUCUCUCUCUUUCUGAAGUGAAGCUGCUGGCUGCCUGCCACUGCUUAUAUCUUAUUUUUGUAAUGAAUACUGACAUAUAAUCUAAUGCAAGAGCUGAUUUUUUUUUUUUCUUGAUGAUGAUGAUUUAAUUGCUUGGGAGAAACACCAUGGUUGUAGUUGUAUCAUUAUACCUCCUUAUGUUCAGUCUACAAUCAUCACUUCGGGAAAGGAACAGUUAUACAUCUUAGAGAAUGGAUUUGUCACUAAAAAUAAUUCAUUUUUGUGUUUCUAUUGUUUUUAUGUGAUUUAAAACCUGUCUGAUAUUAAAGAUUUUUUUUGUUCCCUUUCUGUGCAUGGUACUUUGAGCCUGUAGGCGUACUUUCAGAAUUUUUGGUUUUUGCUGACUUUGUUUUGCGUUCAUCCAGUGCCAAAUCCAACAGCUGACCAGAUUGUGUUCAGAUUAAUAGGCUGGGCUGUGAGUGUGGCUGCAAGUCUGACUGUCACCACACAUGAAUUCAAGUGUGUUUGUUCGAUAAUUAUUCCCAUGCUAUUUCUGUCUUGAAAGAGCCAUGCUGAACCGACUGUCUCCAUGGAUACAGAUGGAAGAGGAUGGGUUUGUUUUUUUCGCAUGCAGAUAAAUGAAUGUUUAUCAAGGUAUCAAAGUGUUUUGAUUAUGUAAGGAUGUUUUCUUUAGGUCAUAACAAACUUGGUUCACAUAUACUUGAGCUGUGCAUUGUUGUUUUGACAAGUGUCAUUUGCCAUCAACAGAGCAUUUUGGGAUAUUGACGUAACUGUCACCUGAUUAACUGCUCAAUCAUAUUGUGUGUUUAAAAGAGAAUACAUGACUGUAACUACAGUCAAAAGCUUUAUGAGCUAUAUAAAUGACGUUUAAAAUGGUCUAAAAGCGUCACACGCAGAUAAUGUAAUUAACACCACUGUUUGGCAUCAUGCCUCCUCAGCUGUUGGCUCUUACUGACAAGCAUUAGAAUGCCCUUCACUUCCGGAAAUAGUUUUGUAUUAUAAUCUAGCUUGGUAAUAGGGCAGGGAUUUUAUAGAUCUCAGAUAUGUUUCAAUUUAAAACAUUUGGGAUUUUGAUUUGAUUUUAUUUGGAAUUUGAUUAAUUCCCAGUUCAUUAGGUUUUAUUUCAGUUAUAAAGGCCAUUUUACCUGCGAAUGAAAUAAAAAUGUUCUCAGCUAAUGCUUUAAAUUAUACAAGGUACCUUCCAACUUGAAACACUGACUAUAUAACACCAUGUAUAACACAAGCGCAGUUCAAUUAUUUAACAGCUGCAACCUCAGUGAAUCAAGUGAAGUAAACUACAUUUGUGUGUGUGUUUAAAACUGUUACUGACAAUGUGUAUUUUUUUUUAAUAUAUUAAUUAAAAACAUUAUGACCACUUA